Messenger RNA from Lactuca saligna, 1373 nucleotides. The record is from the annotation of a GenBank genome assembly. NCBI's taxonomy places the organism in Eukaryota, Viridiplantae, Streptophyta, Magnoliopsida, Asterales, Asteraceae.
AGGAAAUCUUGCGUUAUUUUACUAUAUGACGUUUUAAGAAAAAUAGACAGCCUUGGCUUGUUGGUAAGGAUCGAACUUAGAUUUUACCGGAGGGAAGCCCAUGUCGUUUGGACACCAGAUCCAGGGGUUCCAGCUUUAACGUGGCAUCAAUUACCGUAAUUUCCGAUCUUUUUCAAUAGAAAAAGGUCGAAUCCUACGACUAAAUGAAAAGGGCCCGUUCCAGAAUAGGAAGCAGACGAGCUUCUAGGUAUGUCCCUCCUCUCUCGCUCUCUUUCCCCCCUACGUGUUUCGCAUGUCUUACUGUGUAUCUGAUAGUUCCACUUGUCAUCAUUUUUCUCUUUCUUUUCAAUCGCAUCGAGACUGAUUUGUGCGAUCUUGUCAGGAAUCGGGUAUUUCUGUUCGGUCCGUUGAUUGUUGCAAGACUGGAUUAUUUCUGUGAGAACUCAAGAAUGGAACAUGAUGAAACAACAAACACAUGGCGUUUAGCUGCUUGUGAUCCCCUGUUAUGGAAAACUCUUGAUUUGUCAAUGUUGAGAUCCAACUUCAUAAAGAUUCCCCUCGAGCCUUAUGUUUAUGUCGAUGGAAGAUCCGAUAAACAACUCACACGGCUUUUGAAGAUCGCUCUGAAUCUUAGCCGUGGAAGCAUUACAACUUUGAUCUUCCAUUUCAAUCUCUACGUGAGCGAUGAUCAGUUGACGUACACCGCUGAAAGGACGCCAAAUCUGAAGCGCUUGGUGUUACCUGCAUGGAACCGUAUAAAAAGGACGGGUAUAUGCAAGGCUAUUAGCAAGUGGAAUAAUCUCGAAUCCCUCACAAUGCCAAGCAUAGCGAAUCCACCUUAUUUCAUGGAGGAAAUCUCAAAGCACUGCAAGAAGUUUUCAGAACUCAAAAUCAUGGGGCCAUGUGACAUGUUAUGCGUGCAGACACUCAUCCGUUGUGUCCCUAACCUAAAAGUGCUAAGCCUUCGUGUCUCCAUUGUGUACAAGGACGCCCUUUUAUUGAUCCUAAACGGGUUAAAGAACCUUGAAGUGCUCAACAUAUCUCAUUCUCUCAUCAUAGAUGCCCCUCCACCACCUGCAACUCGAAAAGUGGUGACUGAGCUCGAUGAUUCGAUUUUCAAGAAGGCUUCAAGGUUGCGACAGUUCUUGACAUGCAUGGAUGAUGAAUCGUGUAUCAUGUGUCACAGAAUGAAGCUUGAUGAAGGGCUUGUGAGGUGGUACAAGUAUGAAGAAGGGCUGUGGAAGGAAGAUGAGGUUGCACCAUACCAAACAAGGGGUUUGGCUGAGAUGUUCAGCUGCUGCUGCCCUGAUGCCUUUGUUACAAACGACAAGAUCGGAGAGAUUGAAUCGAACUCGACAAACUUUCUAGAGUGA